This is a messenger RNA of Micropterus dolomieu (smallmouth bass), 1885 nucleotides long. It is a transcript of the gene tfap2d, whose product is annotated as transcription factor AP-2 delta (activating enhancer binding protein 2 delta). Gene Ontology annotation, cellular component: nucleus. Gene Ontology annotation, molecular function: RNA polymerase II transcription regulatory region sequence-specific DNA binding; DNA-binding transcription factor activity, RNA polymerase II-specific. Gene Ontology annotation, biological process: regulation of cell population proliferation; anatomical structure development; regulation of transcription by RNA polymerase II. The transcript has 8 exons. The record is from RefSeq and is a predicted model, not a curated record. Lineage: Eukaryota; Metazoa; Chordata; Actinopteri; Centrarchiformes; Centrarchidae. The coding region runs from base 1 to 1377 and encodes 458 amino acids.
AUGUCAGCGACCUUCCCCGGACUUGUCCACGACGCAGAGAUACGUCACGACGGAUCAAACAGCUACCGUCUCAUGCAGCUCGGGUGCCUGGAGUCCGUGGCCAACUCCUCGGUCGCCUACUCCUCCUCCUCCCCGCUCACCUACCCAGCGCCGGCGGGGACGGAGUUCGCCUCGCCCUAUUUCUCGGCCAACCACCAGUACACGCCCCUCCACCACCAGUCCUUCCACUACGAGUUCCAGCACUCCCACCCGGCCGUGGCCCCGGAGGCCUACGGGCUGAACUCGCUGCACUCGGGCCAGUACUACCAGCAGAUCCACCACGGAGAGCCCGCCGACUUCAUCAAUCUGCACAACGCGCGCUCGGCCCUCAAGUCCUCCUGCCUGGACGAGCAGCAGAGGCGCGAGCUUGGCUGCCUCGACGCUUACCGGCGCCAUGACCUGUCGCUGAUGACGUCACACGGCUCCCAGGCCUACGGCGUCGGUAUGCACCACCCGGACCAGAGGCUGCUGCCGGGCGCCGGUCUGGGUCUCCCUUCGUCUGCGUCAGACGACCUGCAGGGCUCCGUGGAAGCGCAGUGUGGGCUCGUGCUGAAUGGCCAAGGGGGCGUCAUCCGGAGAGGGGGGACAUGUGUGGUGAACCCUACAGAUUUGUUCUGCUCGGUACCGGGCCGACUGUCACUUCUCAGCUCAACCUCCAAGUACAAAGUCACCAUCGCAGAGGUGAAAAGAAGACUGUCCCCACCAGAGUGCCUCAACGCCUCCUUACUGGGCGGCAUACUGCGCAGAGCAAAGUCUAAGAAUGGAGGCCGGUGUCUUCGUGAGAAAUUAGACCGUCUAGGCCUCAACCUGCCUGCAGGACGGAGGAAAGCUGCCAACGUCACGCUGCUCACCUCCCUGGUGGAAGGUGAGGCGCUCCACCUGGCGAGGGACUUUGGCUACACCUGUGAGACAGAGUUUCCUAGUAAGGCAGUGGGGGAACAUUUGGCGAGGCAGCACAGUGAGCCGAAAGAAACCAGCGCACGCAAGAAAAUGGUUCUGGCUACAAAGCAAAUCUGUAAGGAGUUCCAGGACUUAUUGAGCCAAGAUCGUUCUCCUCUGGGCUCCUCCAGACCGACCCCAAUCUUGGACCUGGACAUCCAGAGACACCUCACACACUUCAGUCUGAUCACUCAUGGGUUCGGCACACCGGCGGUCUGCGCAGCUCUCAGCACCUUCCAGACAGUCCUGAGUGAGAUGCUCAACUACUUGGACAAAAACUCGAGCGGGAAAACAAGCGGACCCACCGACCAACAGAUCAACAACACCUCAGAAAAGACGCAGCUCCGGAAAACAGCCGAGCCCCAGAGCAAAGACGGGAAAACAGAAAAGACUGAGUAGCCCCCACCCACCCGGUCCCCGUGCCUUGGAGCGCUGCAUUUGGGAGUGUGUGUGUGGAUAUGUGUGUGUGUUCUCUCAGAAAGGAUUUGUUAAUUCCCAUGCAUUACUGUAUCUUCUUUGGGACAAUUCAUAUUUCUUGUCAUUUAUUUAUCUUAUGUUGAAAUGUAACACUAACCUGAACUGUCCCGAACAAGUCAUCCUGAUGUGUGUGUGGAAAUAACACAUCCUGUUUAGGGGUGGGUGAGUGUGAGUGUGGGUGUGUGUAUGCGUGUGUGAACACCUGUUAUUACAAGGAGGAGCCUCGCCAUGGAGACGGCUGAGGCUCAUCUAAGACUCUUUAUUUGUUAAUUUAUUAAUUCUGAAAACAGGAAGUAAACAUGGACAUGCUGGAAUCACAGUUUUCCAGGACAGGGGUGGUAACUGCCAACACAACAUAACACACGAUGAGGGUUUUGGGCAAUUUGAUCUCAAUCCAACUAAUUCAGAUGUGGAUUUUCUGCAACAAUAC